This is a messenger RNA of Cinara cedri, 828 nucleotides long. The record is from the annotation of a GenBank genome assembly. Lineage: Eukaryota; Metazoa; Arthropoda; Insecta; Hemiptera; Aphididae.
AUGCCUUUCACGAAAAUUGGUGGUGGUGGUUUGAUUGAAUUGACAGAGUUGGGAGUUCCUAAGGUAGGGUUUUGUAUGUCGAUGGUAAAGUUUUGUGUGAUUAGAGGUCCGGAUUGUAAUAGUUUGUAACGGUUUUUAGUUUUAAAUAAUUGUUUAUUUUUAUUUAUAGUAGGAUCAGGUGAACGCGGAUCGGAUGAAUCUGAUAAAUUCCUUUUGCUAGGUGGAAGUGAACAAAUUUUUUGUUCGGAAUAAAACUAUUUUUUUUUUAAACGACUAUAGUCUUUUUUUAGAGGGUUAGAGUUUGAGUUUUUAGAGGACUAGACUUGGUUUUAUUUCAUUAUAUAUAGGGAUUUCGUAAUUGUCAACGGUUUUUAAUUACCCCCAUAAGUGGCACAACCAUAAUAGACAAUUAUGAAAUACAUCCAACAAAUUUGUUGGUAACUUGUUGGACAUUGUUGGAUUUUUCCCAGAAUUUGUUUUUUAAUGUGCCCGUUUCGUUUUGCGUAGAAUUCUACAGACAAACUACAAAGUACGUGUGACCUACUAAAUUGUGGCUACGAUAUUUGCUCAGGCAAGGAAACACCGUGCUUGAUCGAAAGUAAGAUACAUUUUACAUUAGUACUAUGUAUAAUAGAACCAAACAUUACCAAGUCAGUCGUUUAAACAUAAUUUCUUCGAUAUCUUUAUUUUACCUACUGGUUCGUAAUUACAGGUGCUGCAACACCAUUCACGAUUAGAGUACAAUUUGGACCAGGUGACAAGGAAGAGAAUCCUGAUGACAAUCUUGGCGUGUGCAUUAGAUACCAACAACAAAAGUGCUCACCUUGA